AUGUGCAUAUCUCAUCGGGUCGUAGAUGGUGCUGCAUUGAGCACCUUUCUCAAGGCAUGGUCUGCCACAGCCAAAGGUAGCAAGGAAGCAAUUAUAUAUCCUGAAUUCAUUGCCAGUUCUCUCUUCCCUGCAAAUGAUCUGUGGCUUAGAGACUCGGCGAUUGUUAUGUUUGGUUCAUUGCUCAAAAAGGGCCAGUGCAUGACCAAGAGAUUUGUGUUUGACGCCUCAGCAAUUUCCAACCUCAAGGCCCAAGCAGCAAGCUUAGGAGUGAAAUGCCCCACUCGCGUCGAGGUGGUCUCUUCUUUCCUAUGGAAGUGCCUUAUGGCUGCCUCAGAAGAAUGGCGAGGAUCCCAAAGGCCUUCUUUACUAACACACUCUGCAAAAUACACGAACAAGUCCAAGCCUGGAUUAAAAGACUUGGUUGGUGAGGUGAGGAAAGCAAUAUCAAAAAUUGAUUCUGAUUUUGUUGAGCAUAUUAAAGGUGAUAAAGGCAAUGCUCUAAUGGAUGAAACACUCAAAGGUAUAGGUGCAUUUGUCUCCGGGGAUGGAGUAGACUACCUUGGUUUUUCCAGUUGGUGUGAUGGCAUAGAAGCUUUUGUGACCUUGGAUGAAAAGGACAUGACUAUUUUAGAAGGCAAUCCAGAGCUCCUCAAAUCUGCAUCUUUGAACCCAAAGAGGCGCAGGGAGGUCACUUUCAUGGACGGCCGUGAGGCCAUGCGAGCCGGAGUUAUAAUAUUUUAUCGGCUGAACUAUCAACGACGAAUAAGGCUAUGCUUUCUUGGGAAAUUUCGUUUAGACCAUGUUAGCAUCAUAGCGACCAAAUUUACACCAACUGGAAAGACUCAAGGCUUGGACUUGGCCACAUAUUGUGCAGCUGCUGCCCAGAAGAUGCUUCCCAUGCAAUUCUCUGACAAGGGUGGUGUCCUUUGUUUCAGCAAAUUCACUACAUGA
Messenger RNA from Populus nigra (black poplar), 951 nucleotides. Its product is annotated as BAHD acyltransferase At5g47980-like. The coding region runs from base 1 to 951 and encodes 316 amino acids. The record is from RefSeq and is a predicted model, not a curated record. The transcript has 5 exons. NCBI's taxonomy places the organism in Eukaryota, Viridiplantae, Streptophyta, Magnoliopsida, Malpighiales, Salicaceae.